AUGGCGGGUUCGAACGAUAUUCAUAAAGUAAGGCGCAGGCCAAAAUUUCGAGAUGGCGAAUUAGAAGAUGGCAAAGUUCAUAAAUCACGAUCAGGUCGACAGGAAGGAGAGGGCGGAGUUACAUCACUUGAGCCUGAUGUUUCUGAAGUCCGCAGAAUCCGUCUAGAAAGACUCGAGGGGAAUUCAACAAAUCGAUCGAUCCGCAACAGUGCAGCAGCAACUGAAAAGAUGCCCGCCGAUCCAAGUACUGAUGCGACAAAAUCAUCAUCGAGUCAUAGAAGAAGAAGACGGCAUCAUACUUCAGAAGACGGUGCUGGACAUCAUUCGCGAUCAAAAACAAGUGAGAGGGAGGAAAAAUCGGGAGGUGAUUAUGUUUAUGCUGCCCCAAGGGAGAGGCAGAGGGAGAAGGAAAGUGGAAGUAAAAACAAGCCUCGAGAGGCGACCAAAACGGAAAGGAGACGCCGGGAUGAAGAGGAUAAGUCUAGUAGUGAUUCUGAAGAUGAUGAUACCUCCCCAAUAGAACCUAUGGAUUCAAAAUCGAAGAAGAGAACCAAGGCUGUGGUUCCGGAGGAACCAAAGAGGUCAAGUUCAACUAGGAGGGUGAAGAAAGAGGAUAAAGACAAGUCACCUACGAAGGGCUCCGCAGAGGUAGGCACUUCAGGGACGAAGAGUGCAUCGCGUAGAACUAAAAUCACUGCCGGUGAUUCCGUGUCACGCCCUCCACUUUCGAGGAGUGCAACAACUCGGAUUACCACGGAACCUGCUCCAAUACUGAGGAGGAGUAAUACAACAGUGCCAAAGCCACCAGCAUCUGUCGCAAAUACAACCACUUCACAAACAUCACAACGCCGUGGUAGUUUUCUAGGAAGUUUCUUCUCAUCCGCACCACCACCACCACCUCCUCCUCCCCCCGAACCGGAAAAGCUUGUCGAAUGUCUAACCUGCCUAUCCGAUGAUAUUCCCAAAUCUAAAUGUGCCAAACUACGAUGUGGCCAUCGAAUGUGCCAUUCUUGUCUCAAACGAAUAUUCCGGCUUUCUGUUAAGGAUCCAGCGCAUAUGCCACCAAAAUGUUGUACAGCAGAACAUAUUCCAUUGAAACAUGUCGAAAAGCUAUUCGAUGUACCUUUCAAGAAACUUUGGAAUAAGAAAUAUCAAGAAUAUACUACGAAAAAUCGAAUAUACUGUCCGGCGAAGAAAUGUGGUGAAUGGAUCAAACCAGAAAAUAUUCACAAAGAGAACGGGAAAAAAUAUGGAAUCUGCGGGAGGUGUAAGACAAAGGUCUGCGCAUUGUGUAAUGGUAAAUGGCAUGGAUCGAAAGAAUGCCCUAAAGAUGAGGAAACAAACAAAUUGCUUGAAACUGCAAAACAAGCUGGAUGGCAACGUUGUUACAGCUGCAGGACUAUGGUAGAAUUGAAAGAGGGGUGUAACCAUAUGACUUGUCACUGUACAGCACAAUUUUGUAUGAUCUGUGGGCUGAAAUGGAAGACAUGCAAUUGCCCAUGGUUCAAUUAUGAAACAGCCGAGAAUGAUAGGUUGGAUGACAUGCAAGUUCCUCAACCCGUUCCAGUUCAAGAGGCUCCUGUCAGAAAUCCAGCAGCACCUCCAAGAAAUGCUCGAGACAGAGCGAGAAGACAACCACCCGCCAAUUACAAUGAAGAGCUCGAUCAAAGACGUCGUCAAGAACGCGAAGAUGAAAGGCUAGCUCGACAGCUUCAGAACUGGGGUACGGAUGGAAUGCCAACGAAUGAUCGCGAUGCAAACUAUAAUGGUGGAAUAGGCGAGGUUCAGGGGGUUGGCAAUGGCGCAAAUCAUUUCAUGAAUGAAGACUACAUACGCGAAGCUAGCGAUGUUCUAGCUCAACCUGGUGGGGUUAUGAACUUUGGUCUGGGAGUUACAAAUUUUCUUCCGGGAUUUUUAAGACCACGAGGGGUGGCUGCAGCAAAUCCAACUGUUGGCGAAAUGGCUGAUCGUUACCCAACAGUUGCUCCAGCUCCUGUACCUGAGCCACCUGCGGCACCGGGUCUAGUCAGAAGACAUACCACUCGGGAAACUGCAAGAGGCACUGGUCACACACGAAGAGCGUCAGAUAUUGUGGUGCCAAGAAGAACAAGGACUGAUUAUGCGGAUGAAGCAGCUAUCCUUGCGCCAGCUUCGAGAGCUUCUGCUACGCCUUCCAGAGUCUCUAGUUCUGCAUCAAAGCCAAAAAAAGAAAAGGAGAAGAAGACUAAGUCGUCAAUACUUGCUGGGCUUGGUAGUGGAAGAAACAGAGUAGAUGCUUGGAGAAAUCACGUUGCUCCUGGUGCACCACCUGCGGAACCAGUAUCUUGA
Messenger RNA from Botrytis byssoidea, 2328 nucleotides. RefSeq lists its product as uncharacterized. Gene Ontology annotation, biological process: protein polyubiquitination; positive regulation of proteasomal ubiquitin-dependent protein catabolic process; ubiquitin-dependent protein catabolic process. The coding region runs from base 1 to 2328 and encodes 775 amino acids. Gene Ontology annotation, cellular component: ubiquitin ligase complex; cytoplasm. Lineage: Eukaryota; Fungi; Ascomycota; Leotiomycetes; Helotiales; Sclerotiniaceae. The record is from RefSeq and is a predicted model, not a curated record. Gene Ontology annotation, molecular function: ubiquitin protein ligase activity; ubiquitin conjugating enzyme binding; zinc ion binding. The transcript is spliced from 4 exons.